GUGAGACUUUCCUCCACUCUCCACUCUCCACUCCACUUUCUUCGUCGUAGAAAUGUCGUCGGCAAUUGCCGCAGCGGCGUUCGAGUAAACGUAGAAACAUGUCCGGAGUGUCCGGACCGAUAGUCGGUCGUGCGCAGACACUCGGCGACGGCGUACAAACGGGUGCGGAGCUGAUCUGCGCGGUUUGCGACAAGACCGACAAGCUGUCGAGGUGCUCGCGUUGCAAAGUCGUCUUCUACUGCACCAAGGAGCACCAGAGACGCGACUGGAAACGUCACCGGGAAUUUUGCGCGACUCACCCCGUGGCCGUCGCGUCUACGGAGGAGCCGUUCUCUGCCACCUCUGCCACCGUCGUCCUCGCGAACGAGCGUUCCGACCGCAAGAUCGGCGAGAUCGAGAUCCCGUCCAAGCGGCAUCCCCCUAUCGGCAAUAAUCGAGCCUCGACUGUUCCGAGUGCGCUGGCUCCUAACCUAAACAGGACCUCGGUCUCGGAUGCACCGUGGGACUCGAACGUCACCUCGGAGCCGUGUCGAGACGAGAAGCAUUUGGCAGAUUCAGUUGCGCGAGAAGAAAACGGAUCGAGUCAACGAGAACGGAAAGGGAAUCAGAAUCUUAAGAAGAAGUCAAAUAGCGGGAAGACAAAGAGUGCGCGAAAUAACAAGGUUGAUGGCUGGACAUCGCCUAUAACAUAUGAAGGUAGUUCGGAAGACACUAUACUAGGAGCUCAAGCCGAGCUCUUGAAUCCCAUUUUAGAGAGUUCAAGAAUUUUCGACAGUUUAAGCAACGUGGAUCUUGGCUCUCCCGCUCAACAUCGUAACGGCAUGAAGAACUUGACGGAGAUACAGGAUCAGGAAGAAGAACUUCUGCCUCCUUUUCUACACAAGAAUAAAAGCAAUCUCAAGCAACUUCUAGACAAAAUUUGCCCAUAUGUGAUAAGGGAUAUGGACAAGUACGGCGUAUGCGUAGUGGACAAGUUUUUAGGCAAGGAGAGAGGUCUCAAAGUGUUGAACGAAGUGUUAAAUAUGUAUAGUGCCGGAUUAUUUCAAGACGGACAGUUGGUUUCCAAUAAAGGUAGCGCGAAUGACUUAAAGACGAUACGCGGCGAUCAGAUAAUAUGGCUAGAUGGAAAAGAAGAGCAGUGCGAAAAUAUUGGCACGUUGAUAUCACAGGUCGAUGCGAUCAUCAUGAAAGCCAAUAAAAUGCAUAAUAACGGGAAAAUAGGAAACUAUACCAUCACUGGAAGAACGAAAGCGAUGGUAGCUUGUUAUCCCGGUCACGGUUCACAUUAUGUGAAACAUGUGGAUAAUCCUAACCGAGACGGACGGUGCAUCACAGCAAUUUAUUAUCUUAAUCGGGAUUGGGACGUCAAGGAGAAUGGCGGACUUUUGAGGAUAUUUCCUGAAGGCUGGCGCGAUCAAGUAGCAAACAUAGAACCUUUGUUCGAUAGGAUAUUAUUUUUCUGGUCGGACAGGCGAAAUCCACACGAGGUGCAACCAGCGUUCAAGACGAGAUACGCCAUUACGCUUUGGUACUUCGACGCCGAAGAGAGGAAUCAGGCUUGCCGAAGAUAUCAAAGGGAAAGAGAACUGCAUACGAAGAAUAGUUCGUGAGACACAGAGCGUGAAGAAGUCGACGACUACGCCGUCCGAUUGGACUGAAGUUAUACUUGUACAUAAAAUAUUAUGUAUUAUUAUGUAUUAUGAUAAUUUUUGCAGGAGGAAUUGAAUAACAUACGAAGAAAAUUAUCGAAGACUAUGCGUGUUUGCAAGGAAGUGCAAUAGACGUAAGAACGUACUUUUUUUUACAGAUGGCACUGUAAUAUAUGUGAUGAAUUAAUGUGUGUAGUUGUUGCAAUUUACGCAUAUAUAUAUAUUAUUUCGAAUUUCUGAGAUUCUACGUGUUCGCACUAUAAUUCAUGUAACCUAAUAUUUAAAAUAUCAAAUUUGCUUCCUAUAUGUUUUGAAGAAAACUUAUAUUUGUGUCGAUCAUUAACUUCCGUUAUGUAAAGUAUUAACAAUAUUUAGAGCAUGUUGCAUUUGAAAUAUAUUUUAAGCGAAACCAUAGAAUAUAAUGUACAAAAAAUUUCUUCCAGGAAUUUAUUAUUUCGAUUAAUACACCUUGAUUUCAAGUAAAUUUGCUUCCACAAUCUAUCUGUAUGCAUUAUUUUUUUAGCAAAUGUCAAACCAAUUGUGGUUGUUAAAGGAUUAUACUGGAUCACACAAAGUAUAAUGUUAGUAUUAUUAUUAUGUUGUAAUGUUACGAUUGAUUACAUUAAUUAACGACUCUUUACGCUUAUAUAAAGAUCAUGUUUGGUUUAUUACGGCCAGUACGUGACUUAUGCUUCCAGUGCGAUAAAUUGAAAAAAUUAAAUUGGGGCCCAGUCUGUACCUGUAUAAUGUUAUGUAUAUUGCAAAACGGUAGAAACACUGUGUUUAAUAUUCUAUGUACCUAUUUAUAUGGAUUGAUAGGAAAGAAAAUAAGCAUGCGCGUACCAUCUGUGUCCUAUUCAGGUCUGAUACACCAUCCUAGUAGUCAUCCCAAUAUAGGAGAUACAAGAGAAACAAACAGUUUAAAAAAGGUAUUAUGUUCGUGAUAUAUUAUAAAUAUAUUCCAUCCUACAAAUUGAAAUUUUCACUAAGUUACGUCUCAAUAUUUCCUACUGUAUCGUUAGACAUGGAGGAUUAAAUGUAAGAAAU
Messenger RNA from Temnothorax curvispinosus, 2696 nucleotides. It is a transcript of the gene Hph, whose product is annotated as egl nine homolog 1. Gene Ontology annotation, molecular function: L-ascorbic acid binding; ferrous iron binding; peptidyl-proline 4-dioxygenase activity. The record is from RefSeq and is a predicted model, not a curated record. Lineage: Eukaryota; Metazoa; Arthropoda; Insecta; Hymenoptera; Formicidae. The coding region runs from base 99 to 1610 and encodes 503 amino acids. Gene Ontology annotation, biological process: peptidyl-proline hydroxylation to 4-hydroxy-L-proline; cellular response to hypoxia. The transcript has 5 exons. Gene Ontology annotation, cellular component: cytoplasm; nucleus.